This is a messenger RNA of Paralichthys olivaceus (Japanese flounder), 2751 nucleotides long. NCBI's taxonomy places the organism in Eukaryota, Metazoa, Chordata, Actinopteri, Pleuronectiformes, Paralichthyidae. The record is from RefSeq and is a predicted model, not a curated record.
GUCCAACCAAUGAGCGAGCGUCUUCUAUCAGCGGCUGGCCAAUAGGAGCCGGUCUUUACAGGGAGCCACUUCCGGCCAAGUCAUCCCAGUGAGAGUCCACGCUCUUCUUUCUCCAUCACAAACUCAUCCAGCGAGCUGCUCCUCCACUUCUGACCCCGCCGUGCUGCGCUGUGCUCCGCGGCAGGACGGAGAGACACCCGCGCUGCUUUAGCUCCUUGUUCCUCGUUUAGUUCUUUCUUUCAAACAGUCUCCCCUGGUUUCAUUUUCCUUACGAGCCGAGUCCAGCAAGAGGCGCUGGUUAGUCGCCGAGCGUCCACCUCCCGCUCGGCUCUACCUCCCGGUGUUAAGCUAGCUAACGCACCCGCGGCCGCCAGACCCCUCCAAGUCCCUCCAUCCGCGCGCCGACAUGCCGGUGUACCUGGAGGACCCGUCUGUGCUCACCAAGGACAAGCUGAAGAGCGAGCUGCUGGCCCACAGCGUGGAGCUGCCGGGCGGCAACCCCACCAAGGACGUGUACGUGCAGCUGUACCUGAAGAACCUCACCGCCCAGAACGAGAAGCAUGUCGCGGACACGACGUGGGACGCGUUCUCCAGCGACGAGGAGCUGCCGCCGCCCGUGGUCUCUAGCAGAAGUCGCUCCUCCGGCAGAAAAGCCACCAGAAAAACUGACAAGGUGCAGCCAGAUGAGCUGGAUGUGACCAUGCUGACCGACGAUGGCCUGAGGGACGCGCUGAUCAAGCACGGACUGGAUGUGGGGCCAAUUGUGGCUACCACCCGUAAACUGUACGAGAAGAAACUGCAGAAGCUCCUGGACAACGGCCCCGCACAGCCACCACUGCCAGAGCUGGUCCUCGCCGAGAUUCAAGUCAACCACAACGGCCACUCUGAAACCGAGCUCUACAGUGACAAGGAGGAUGAAGUGACAGCUGCACCAGAACCUGAACCUGUGGCAGAGCCUGAACCAGCACCACCAGUGGUGGAGAGACCGGUGAGGAGCCGAGGGAAGACGCCCGUCACUAGCCGCACCCGCAGCAGCCAGCACCAAACGCAGAUAGUGCCUGAGGAUCUCAGGCCUGUUCUGAGAGAACCUGUUUAUUUAGAGUAUAACAGGAAAGUUUACGACAAGCCUCAGAGUCCUGCCAAGGCUGAACCUCCCUCUGCCUCGUCCGUGCGUGUAAAGAAGUCAAAGAGUCGGCCUGAGGAACGCGGUCGACAGCCAGCUGCCAACCCUUCAUCUCCUCUGGUUCACCUCACCAGAGUCAACAAAGUGAACUUUAGCACCAUGUGUGACAUCUCCCCCAUUAAGAGUCAGGAGUUCCCCUGGACUGUCUCAGACCAGACUGGAUUUAAAGUCAGCGGUGUGUCUGCAGCAGGGGAGGAGUGUGGCCCUCCAGACAUCCAGCUGCAUAAAAGGAGGCAGGAGAAAAUCACCAGCUUCCUGUCCACGUGCAGCCCUAUGAGGACACACAACUACACAUCCACUCUGUCAGACGAUGUGUUAGUGAGACAGGUGGAGAAGAUCACAGCCAGCGACCAAAACCCAAAAGUGGAGGAGAAGGAUGUUCUGAGGGAGCUGUACCCCAGUGACUUCAACAGUCCAACAGGAAUCAACGCCACCUGUCGGCGACCCAUCCGCGGAGCUGCCGGUCGCCCGGUGAAGCCCAGUGACCUGUGGAAUGACGAAAAUGGCCUCUUCUCUCCAAAAUUAACCAAGACCAGCAGCUCAUCCUCCUACACAGAGAGCCGCACUGUCAACAGAGUCACCGGCCUGCCCCCCUCCGCCACCUCCCCCUCCUCUGCCAGGCUCCUGUCUGCAGCUCCCCCUGCAGUUCAGACCAAAGCAGUGCGCUCCGGCAUGUCUCUGUGGAUUAAGCUGUUCCUGCUAGCCAUCGUGGCUGCCUUCCUGUUCUUGGUCUACCAGGCCAUGGAGACCAACAGCAUCAGCCCUUUUGUAGCCCCAGACAAAGAAGUGGCCAGUGGUAGCACAAAAUAGAGAGCACAGUGUCUGAUGGGAAAGAGAAGCCCAUUUGCUCCUAUGUUUUUCCUUUUUUUUUUUUUUUUUUUAAAGUGUGAAUCUGCAUUGUAGCCAUUUUGUUGACGGGUGCUGUGAAGUUACCUCUGACAUCAUCACCCCUAUGUCGUAGUUUCCUUCUUUGUUUUCCUUCAUGCCGGAAUCAGUUUUCAUUGAAUCCCUAAAGAGGCGCGACAACAGUUUCAGAGACGUUUCCAAGGAUCUCCAUGACAUGUGAAAAGACAGUACAGCAUCUGCAAUUGUUAUUUUGGUCCACCCAUGACCCUCGACCUCACCGUCCUUGAGGUUACAACAAAGCCAGCCACCAGUCAACUUUUAGAGACACAAACACAGUAGGCAUCACUAAAAUAUGUGGACUCACUUUUUAUUACCUUGUUUUAUUUCAGACUUGCAGUGUGCAUGAGUGUUUGUGUGUGUGUGUGAGUGAGUGAGUGUACUGAAUGUAUGAGAUACUCUUUUCACUCUUUGCCUUGGGUUUUGUCUCUGUUAGUCAUAAAAGGCCUUGAAGAUGGAAUCUGAACCUGUAAUGUUUUGUACUUGACCAUCUUUGUUAAUGAGACAGGGAGGCUUGUUAUUGUAACCCAAAUACUUCUAAAUCUUCUCAAACAUUAUGCCAAUAUUUUCUUAAUGUUCUCUUAUAUUAAAAUUGAAUGUCCCAGUGUAUUCUACUUUAUUAUGUAUCCACUGUCACAAAUAUUAAACAUCUACUCAAUAAACUA